This is a messenger RNA of Carassius gibelio (silver crucian carp), 3088 nucleotides long. It is a transcript of the gene dnai1.2, whose product is annotated as dynein, axonemal, intermediate chain 1, paralog 2. Gene Ontology annotation, biological process: cilium movement; outer dynein arm assembly. NCBI's taxonomy places the organism in Eukaryota, Metazoa, Chordata, Actinopteri, Cypriniformes, Cyprinidae. The transcript is spliced from 18 exons. The record is from RefSeq and is a predicted model, not a curated record. Gene Ontology annotation, cellular component: outer dynein arm. Gene Ontology annotation, molecular function: dynein heavy chain binding; dynein light chain binding. Bases 126 to 2108 code for a protein of 660 amino acids.
UACACACAAACACAGUCGCACUGUGAGAGAAGAGAGCAGUUGUUUUAUCUUUUUGAAUACAAAGUUAUUUUUACGUUUACAUACUAACAAAUUGGAAUUAUUUACCACUUAUUUGAAAGCAAAAAAUGUCUGUUCCUCACAAAGUUGGGACAGUGAAAUCUAGACAGGCACCUAAUGUUAACACCCACCAAAAGGCAGCUGUGGCAAAGAGUGUCAAAGCCAUUGGAAAGAAGAAGGAGGAAGAGGAAGGUUUAGACACAGCCGAAGGAGAGGAAUGGAUGCAGGGGAAGACUCUGGUGAAGCCUCCAGACCAGCUGGACUUAACUGAGGCAGAGCUGAAUGAAGAGAUUACCAGAGUACUCAAAGCAAGCAAUCCAAAUGCUCCACAAAACAUCGUCAGAUAUAGUUUCAAAGAGGGCUGCUAUAAACCAAUCGUCUUUGUGGAUCAGAUGGCUAUUCACUUUGAACUAGAAGGGAAUCUUGUGCACAAGGAAACUGAUGAAGGUCGGAGAUUGAUGGCUAAGCAAGCUGAAGUGGAUGAUGGUGGAGGAGCUGAGAGGUCAGACAAUGUGGCCAUCAGAGCUGGCAAGAGAGAGCAGAAACUCACCAACCAGUUCAACUUCAACGAGAGAGCCUCUCAGACACUAAACAAUGCUCCAAGAGACAUAAGUUGUCAAACUGAGCCUCCUCCUCGUGCAAACUUCUCAGCAACAGCCAAUCAGUGGGAGAUUUAUGACUUUUACGUAGAGGAACUUCAAAGGCGGGAGAAAAGUAAAGAGAAGCACGAAAGCCAGUUCCUAAAUAAGGAGGAGGACAAGAGCAAGAAGAAGAUGAUUCAAACUGAGACUCAGAAUGAUGACAUAUCCCAACUAGCUAAGGCGGUCAAGAUCAUUGAGCGUAUGGUGAAUCAAAAUAUAUUUGAUGACGUUGCACAAGAUUUCAUGUACUUUGAGGAUGCAUCUGAUGAAUUUAGAGGAGAGAAGGGCACUCUUCUCCCACUAUGGACGUUUCAGUAUGAUAAAGCCAAAAGUCUGUCUGUGACUGCCCUCUGCUGGAAUCACAAAUACAACGAUUUGUUUGCCGUUGGUCUUGGUUCUCAUGAAUUCACUCAGCAGGGGGGUGGCAUGCUUCUCUUCUACACCCUGAAAAACCCAAGUUACCCAGAAUUCAUCUUUAACACGGCCUCAGGAGUAAUGUGUUUAGACAUCCAUGAACAUUUGUCCUACCUGGUGGCUGUGGGAUUGUAUGACGGCUGUGUCGCAGUGUACAACCUGAAGAAAAAGACUGAUCAGCCUAUUUAUGACAGCAGAGCCAGCUCUGGCAAACACACAAGUGCUGUGAUGCAGGUGAAGUGGCAGAAAGAUGAUUUGGACAGUAAUCACAACUUCAUCUCUGUGUCUGCUGAUGGACGGCUGGUGUCUUGGACUCUGGUGAAGCAUGAACUAGUCUUCACAGACAUUAUCAAGCUCCCAGUCAUUGACACAAUUCCAGAUGACUUGAAGGAUAUCAUUCCUACAGUUGGAACAUCUUUGGACUUCCACAAACAAAAGGACUACAACUUUCUUGUUGGCACUGAGCAUGGAAAGAUUCACAAGGGCUCUAAAUACUAUUCUAGCAAGUUCCUGGAAAAAUAUGAUGCCCACUUCAUGACUGUCACUCGUGUGAGGUGGAAUCCCUUCCAUCCUGAUGUCUUCAUCUCUUGUGGCUGGGACUGGAUGGUCAAAAUUUGGGAUCAAACUAUGAAGUCUCCCGUUUUCACCUUUGAACUGAAAACUUCAGUGACAGAUGUAGCCUGGGCUCCAUACUCCUCUACUGUCUUUGCUGCUGUCACCACUGAUGGAAAGGUCCAUGUGUUCGACCUCAACAUCAACAAAUAUGAGGCUCUCUGCCAGCAAAAAGUGGUGUCCAAGAAGACCAAGCUCUUGCACAUCGAAUUCAACCCUGUCCAUCCCAUCAUCAUCGUGGGCGAUGACCGCGGCCAUGUCACCAGCCUCAAGCUCUCUCCCAACCUCCGCAAGAAGCCUAAGGAGAAGAAGGGUCAGGAAUUGCCGAAGGGGCCGGAGGUGGAAAUAACAAAGAUGGAGCAACUGUUGAGCUCACUGAGGUAGCCUGGGAACAACCAGAAGAACUGAGGCACAGUAAGACCAGGACGACUGCAAAUACUACACAUUUAUUACAAACACUAAAAUAUACAGUGGCUAUAAAAGUCAGCACACCUCUGUUAAAGUAUUUUUCCAUCUUUAAUGUAAUACUGAAACCAACACAAUUCAUGUAACAGCAAACAGAAACUUUUAAGGAAAGAAGAAUGAAAAGUAAGACUUGAAAUAUCCUGGAUGCACAAGUAUUCAGCUAAUAUUAGCUUUUUCCUUUUAGUAGAGCAGCCAGUGUUUUUGAAUAGUCAUCUAUCACCUUUGUAAAUCUUGAUUUGUUCAUUUUUUUCAGUCUUGCAAAAGAGCCCCAUGUCAUUUCAGUUUUAUAUAUAUAUAUAUAUAUAUAUAUAAAUUAGAUAGGUGUAGGCUCUGACUGGGCCUUUACAAAACAUGGUUCUUCUUCUCAAGCCAAAUGUUUGUUGACUUUGAUUUGGUUUUUGAGAUUUUAAAUUUGUGAUGAAACAUUAAUUUCAACUUCAUCUUCAUUUUAGUGGAGGCCAGCAGGUUUUGUGCCAAUGUAUAAGGUAUUUAACACUACACAUGAUUGUCCUUAUCUUGAUAUUGCCCCAGUCUCAGCUGAACAGAAGCAGUCCUAUAGAAUGAUACGUACACAACCAUGCUUUAUUAUAAGUUAGAGCUGGAUAAUUUGAGAAUCAUGUUUUCUUCUUUCAAAUGGAGAUCACAAUUCUCUAACAAUUCUGAACCAUGUAAAAUAACAUACAAUCACCUAAUUCUGUUAAAAAAUCUUUAAUUAAUUUGAAUUAUUUAUAAAAAAAAAAGUUUGAAUAAAUGACACAAUGACUCAUUCACUUCACUUGUUUUCAUUACUGAAUGAUCAGCGUUUUUUAAUGAAUGAUUCAGUGACAACAUUUUUAAGUCACUUGUCUCAACAAUGUAAUCGACAAAUGUUAUUUGAAAUUAAAAUUACUUUCAAAAGA